UCGAGUCCUACGAAGGUGAAAUAUGAUGACAUGUUUUGUGCGCACGCGCAUACCUGAGUUUAGAUUUUCUCGGAAGUCACAAACUCCCACAAAGCGAUUGUUUCUUUUCUGCUUUUCAGGAUAACUUACGGAUACAUGAAGACUCCUAAAACACAGUGGAGAAUGACGUAGAGGAUUUUGUACCUAAAAUGUUUGUGCUGGUGUCCCACUGAUGACUCCAAUGUCCCGGAGAUCCUCCUGAAUCAUCUGGGCUCAACUCCGGACGGCUGCCAUGCGGAUCCUGCUUUGGUUCAGUAUCGCUUUGUUCCUGCUGGACUCUUGCAUGAGCCAUACUUUGUUCACGUGCGAGCCUGUGCAUGUACAGUGGUGUCAUGGCAUGCCGUACAACACCACAUUUUUCCCCAACAUGCUUGAGCACUAUGACCAGGACAUCGCUGCAAUAAAGAUGAAGCACUUCAUGCCGCUGGCCAGCCUGCGCUGCUCUCCUGAUGUGCAUCUGUUCCUGUGCCAGGCUUUUGUUCCCGAGUGCAGGGAUCACACGCGUGUGCUGCGGCCAUGCAGAGAGCUGUGUGAGCGCGUGCGGUCCGACUGCAGCGGAGACAUGCUCACCUUCGGGAUCAGCUGGCCGUCAGAGCUGCAGUGCGACCGAUUGGAAUCAUGUCACUUUUCUCCUGACGGUUCUGCUGUUUCAGCUGUAGAAGAAAUGACCACGUCCAGAAGCUCUCUGUCGUCCGGACGGGAUCUGGGAUUCUGGUGCCCCCUUCAGCUGAAGACUCGCUCUGGCUCUUUCCUCGGGACUCAAGACUGUGCGCCGCCCUGCGACAACAUGUACCUUAAGCCGCAUGAAGUGCGCUUCGCUAAGACCUUCAUCGGCGUGUGCUCCAUUGUGUGCUUAUGUGCGACUCUGUUCACAUUUUUAACCUUCCUCAUUGAUGUCGAGCGAUUUCGCUACCCCGAGCGGCCGAUCAUCUUCUACUCUGUCUGCUACAGUUUUGUCUCUCUUGUCUAUUUUGUUGGUUUUCUGUUGGAUAACGCAGCCGCUUGCAAUGAGCCGAGUGUGCCGGGCCGUGUGUCGACGGUCGUACUGGGAGGCCAGAGCCGCAGCUGCUCGCUGCUCUUCAUGCUGCUCUACUUCUCCUCCACUGCGGGAAUGGUGUGGUGGGUCAUUCUGACUAUCACCUGGUUUCUGGCUGCAGGGCCAAAGUGGAGCUGUGAAGCCAUAGAGAAGAAGGCCGUGUGGUUCCACGCGGUGGCCUGGGGUCUCCCCGCGGCGCUGACCGUCGUGCUGCUGGCGCUCAAUAAGGUGGAGGGAGACGGCAUCAGCGGCGUGUGCUUCGCCGGCCUGUACGAUCUGGCAGCGCUGCGCUGGUUUGUUGUGGCUCCGCUGGCCAUCGGGGUGCUGGUCGGCCUGUCGCUGCUGCUCGCUGGCAUCGUGUCUCUGAACCACGUGCGUCAGGUGAUCCAGCAUGAUGAACGGAACCAGGAGAAGCUGAAGAAGUUCAUGAUCCGCAUCGGCGUGUUCAGCGGCCUCUACCUGCUGCCUCUGCUGGUGCUGCUCGGCUGCUACCUGUACGAACAAGCCCAGCGCCGCGCCUGGGAGAACAGCUGGAUCCACAAGCACUGUCAGGAGUACAGCAUCCCCUGCUCCAGCCGCAGUAUUGAUGCGGAGCAGCCUGAACUCUCCCUGUUUCUCAUCAAGUACCUGAUGACGCUGGUUGUGGGAAUACCAGCUGUGUUCUGGGUCAGCAGUAAGAAAACCUGCUCGGAGUGGGCGUCAUUCUUCAAGAGAACGCGCAAAAAAGACCCCAUCAGCGAGAGCAGGCGCGUUCUGCAGGAGUCCUGCGAGUUCUUCCUCAAGCACAACAGUCGCGUGCAGCACAAGUCCAAACACUACAAGUCCUCCUCACACAAGCUCAAGGUCGUGUCCAAGUCCAUGGGCACCAGCACAGGCGUUCACACCCCUGUCAGCAGUAACCAUGACAACACACCUGUAUCCACGGCAAUCCGCAACCACUGCGUUCCCAGCCAGAGUGUCUGUGAUCCGCCUCGCUCCUCAGAAGGCUUGGGCUCGACGGCUCCCGCUGAGAGACGCAGUAAAGCCGACACUUCCAGUCGGAUCAGCAGCCUCGCUGAAAGCUUACACAGGUUGACACCCAAAGAUGACGGGCUGGAGGCUGGCCAGAGCUCCGCCCACUGCACCAGCAGCCAGUGAAAGCUCAGGGUGGGAUUUGCAUCUGAAUAGAGGUCAGAGAGAGACUUCUGGCUCCGCCCUUCAUUCUCUGUGGUUUUUCAUUAUUGAUGUCCACAGCACUGGAAUCUCUGCUUGAAUUCCUGUAACAUCUUGUAAAAUCUGAGGGUUAUAAUGGUCACGCAGCUGAUGCUCACUGACAGGAUCCGUUUUGACUGACAGUUUUAUGAUUCUGUUUUUUGCAGCUGCGGGGACAGGAUUGCACAUUCGUAACACUUCUCUAAGCGAUUCAUCACUGGAAUGGUCUUAACACUGGAAUCUAUGAACAAAAGCAACAGAUUUCAUUCAAGAAUCACUCUUAAAUGAGAUUCUAAAGAUUUCUACAGAAUUUGCACAAGUGCUCUAACUCCACCAAAAAUUCCCAAACUGGAAAUACAGUAAUAAUGUUCACUAAUAUUAACUUUCUCUGCCUUCAAGUAAAACUUAUGAUGGUUAGCGUAUUUAACAUUUCAGUUGUAUCUUAGCUUUUCUAUCAAAUACUCUUUUUACUUAGCUUUGCUGAAUGUAUUUUUAAUAUGUAUGAUCAGUGUAGUGCCUUCUUAAUUAUGACAAGAAUGAAAACGAGGCAGAAGUGUGUUCAACAGAUUGUACUGCUGUUUAACAACAUUCCAGUUGUUCAGCUAAUAAAACAUAUUUCCCAGACAAAACCAGUAGACCAAAACUCAAUAGUUUUGAAAGUUGUGUUUUUAAAAUUAUCCAGUACCUUUAGCUAUACAGUAUGUACCAUUGUAAAGAGUCUAUCUCUCACAGCCUCAUUUUCAUGUUAAAUUCAAUAUGGCAUCUGCCCUGACUAAGGUUUAUUGACGUUCAUUAUUAUGCCAGUUGUGCAGGUUUUUUGCACCUUCUACAGUUACAAAAAUACUUCAAACGUUCCUCAUAUACAGUAAAUAAAAGGUGCACAACAUUGGGUGGAGAAAAGAAUAGGUCACUUGAUAGAUUUUGAUUAUCGUUGUAUUAAUAAUUGCAAUUGUGUGACGAAGUACUGCAGUAUCUGUCUGGUAUAUAUUUUACUAUAAUAUGGUUAUAGUGCAUAUUGUAGUAAUAGUAAUGCUGUGCACAUAGUAUGGAUAUAUUUCAUCUAAACAAAAUAAAGCCCAUAGAAAAUCAUCAAUGCAAA
Ctenopharyngodon idella (grass carp) is the source of this 3365-nucleotide messenger RNA. RefSeq names its product frizzled-6-like. Gene Ontology annotation, molecular function: Wnt-protein binding; Wnt receptor activity. The record is from RefSeq and is a predicted model, not a curated record. Gene Ontology annotation, cellular component: plasma membrane. The transcript is spliced from 7 exons. NCBI's taxonomy places the organism in Eukaryota, Metazoa, Chordata, Actinopteri, Cypriniformes, Xenocyprididae. Gene Ontology annotation, biological process: non-canonical Wnt signaling pathway; canonical Wnt signaling pathway. The coding region runs from base 272 to 2212 and encodes 646 amino acids.